AUGACCAAUAAUGAGGAUGAUGUUGUAGCUAAUUUAAAGAAAUAUCUUCAUUCUCAAUUUAAGCUCAAAGACCUUGGACCUUUGAAAGGUCUUGAGAUUGCUCGUUCCACAAAAGGCAUUACAGUUUCACAAAGGAAGUAUGCUCUUGAGAUAUUGUCUGAUUUAGGGUAUUUGGCUUAUUGGGUUGCAUGCAGAGACACUAGAAAGUCCAUUACUGGGUUUUGUGUAUUUCUUGGACAGUCCCUCAUUUCAUGGAAAUCCAAGAAGCAAAAUACAGCAUCUAGGUCUACAGCAGUGUGGUACCCAGAAAAUCUAGUGAAGGCCAUUUUCAAUGAAGAGGAAGCAAAGCUUAUAUGCUCAAUUCCCAUUAGCAAGAGAAGGGCAAGAGAUAAAAGGAUUUGGGCAGGGUCUACAAAAGGCAUCUUCUCUGUUAAAAGUGCCUAUUUCAUGGAUAAAAAACUGUCACGCAGAAGUAUGGGCAAAUCUUCUUCAGGAGGGGGGAACAAAGGGAUAUGGAAGGAACUCUGGCAACUAGAAGUCUCGGGCAAGGUUAGAAUGUUCAUAUGGAGAAGCCUUUCUAAUAUCCUUCCAACAAAAGACAAACUAUACAAAAGGAAAAUUGUGGAUAGCAACCUUUGUCUAAUCUGUACAAGAGAGGUUGAAACCUCACUGCAUACCCUUUGGGCCUGUCCGGCAGCAAAGGAUGUGUGGGGAGGUGAUAAUAGCAAGCUCAAAAAAUGGAACAGCUCUUUCUCUGAUUUCCAGCAACGAUGGGAAGAGAUGACAGCUAGAUUAAAUAAAGAAGAUCUACAAAUGGUUGCAGUCCUAUGCUACCAUCUAUGGGGUAGAAGAAAUGUCUACAUCUUUCAAGACCAGUUUAAGAGUCCAGAAACUAUCACAGCUAUGGCUCAAGCUGAUAUUGCAAUGCUAAGGGAGAUUAAUCAGCAGAGUAGGAAUAGACUAGAAGGGAGGACAACAACAACAACUUCUAAUAAGUCUUGGCAGCCACCUGAGUGGCCUUUUUUGAAAGUAAAUUUUGAUGCAACGUAUGACAAGAUUUUGAACAGAAUGGGGUUGGGAAUCAUAAUGAGAGAUAGUGAAGGGAGCCUUCAAGCGUGUUUAACAGCCCCAAAAGAACAGGUUUUCUCAGCUGCCCAAGCAGAAAGAGCAGUCCUGCAAAGGGCCAUGGAAAUGUGUAUUGAGAUGGGUAUGAACCAAGUUAUCUUCAAAGGGGAUGCCAAAGCAGUCAUUGAUGCAAUCAAUUUGAAAAAUGAAGAUAAUUCUUGGCAUGGUCAAGAGACAGAGGAUCUACAACAGUUGCUGGAGAUUCAUUCGACUUGGAGGUUAUCCUUUGCAUACAGGUCUACUAAUCAUGCUGCUCACAUAGCAGCUAAGGAAGCCAUAAAGGAAGCUUAUGAGAAAGUUUGGCUAGAAGAUGGACCCAUGGUGGUCAAAGUUUCUGUUUUAAAUGAUGUAUCUCGAAUAUUUACCAGUUGA
This is a messenger RNA of Carya illinoinensis, 1497 nucleotides long. RefSeq lists its product as uncharacterized. Gene Ontology annotation, molecular function: RNA-DNA hybrid ribonuclease activity; nucleic acid binding. The transcript is spliced from 3 exons. The coding region runs from base 1 to 1497 and encodes 498 amino acids. NCBI's taxonomy places the organism in Eukaryota, Viridiplantae, Streptophyta, Magnoliopsida, Fagales, Juglandaceae. The record is from RefSeq and is a predicted model, not a curated record.